UGAGCGCUCAUUGCCAACUCCUCUCUCCCGUCAGCUGAGCUGUCGCUUUCCCAUGUGACUCCCUCCCCCGGCAGCAGGAGGCCAUGGCGUCUCAAGGUCGGCUGUCUCUCUGCAUAGUUCUCUGCUUGUCCUGCUCUUUUGGGGCUGGGCAACGUUACUUUAACCCUGAUCUACCAUGUCACAAACCGCUAGCCGGGAAAAUCCGGAGCGUCAAGACUUAUCCUCGACCUCAUGAGUAUCUGAACACCUUCAAUUUGCCAAAGGUUUGGGAUUGGAGAAACGUGAAUAACAGAAGUUACAUCAGUAUAACCCGCAACCAGCAUAUUCCUCAAUACUGUGGCUCAUGCUGGGCUAUGGCAGCAACUAGUGCUCUUGCAGAUCGUAUCAACAUCAAGAGGAAAGGUGCGUGGCCGUCUGCGUACUUAUCUGUCCAGAAUGUUAUAGACUGUGGAAAUGCUGGUUCUUGCUUUGGCGGAGACCAUUUGGCAGUUUGGAGUUAUGCUCAUGAUAAUGGAAUACCAGAUGAAACCUGUAACAACUACCAGGCUAAAGACCAAGAGUGUAAACCGUUUAAUCAGUGCGGCACAUGUACCACUUUUGGUGUCUGCAAUGUGAUCAAAAAUUACACCCUGUGGAAAGUUGGAGAUUAUGGUAAAAUUAGCGGACGUGAGCAGAUGAUGGCAGAAAUCUACACCAAUGGGCCUAUCAGCUGUGGUAUCAUGGCAACGAAGAAACUGGAUGCCUACCGUGGAGGAGUGUUUGCAGAAUACAAGCCACUGGCCAUCACAAAUCACAUUGUGUCAGUAGCAGGCUGGGGUGAGGAUGAUGAUGAAACAGAGUACUGGAUAGUACGGAACUCCUGGGGUGAACCAUGGGGAGAGUCCGGGUGGCUGCGGAUUGUCACUAGUCUCUAUAAAGAUGGGAAGGGCGAUCAUUACAACCUUGGCAUCGAACAGCUGUGUGGCUAUGGAGAUCCUGUACUACAAUGAAGAGCUGCUUUUGCAAUGACAAAUGAACUUGGAGUGGACUAGCCAUAUUUUAUCUGUAUGAACUUGCAAGUUACUGUUAAUACAACCCUGUAUAAAGCUGCAGAGUAUGACAAAUCAGAUAAAUAUCGUAUAAAUGCAACAUAUAGCAGAUUGGGACUGAAACUCUACAAUUUUGUUUGAACCUUUUCAAAAAAGAUUGAGACACUGUCCCCUCCGCACUUUCUCUAGUGUCUUGCUGUGUUAUAAUUCCGCUGUCACAUGUGGCAUCUGAAUCAUUGCUUGAUAUUGGCGUUUUGGAAUCAGAGACCUACAGCCCUAUCCUAUUCACAUCCUACAUAUACCUCCCAGCAAUAGUCACGCAGUUCUGCCCCAACUUGCUGUCCAAUGUUAAGGAACACUGUUAAGUAAUCUUUGCAAAAUCUUGGAAACAUUAUGGAAUCAUCGUAUAAUACAGUGGGUUCAGCUGGUCCAUCAUACCUAUACCAGCUCUUUGAGAGAGCCAUCAAUUUACCCCACUCCCCUGUUCUGCUCAGAUACUUAUCCAACACCCUUCUGAAAAUUAUUAUUGUAUCUUCGUUUAUCACUCCUUCAGAGUGCAUUCCAGAUCAUAACAGGAAAAAGUCUCUCAAUGUUGUUUCUUGUUCUAUCUCAGAAUCCGUGUCCUCUGGGUAACUGAUCAUUUUGCCAUUGUGUCAGUUUCUUUUUGUUCACCCCAUCAAAACUCAUGAUUUACAACUUCUCUAUUAAAAUCACCCCUGAACUUCCUCUGCUGUAUGCAGACCAACAUGUAACCGAGGCAAAAACACACACGCAUGCACACACACAGUAACAGGACCCCCAGUCCACACAGAGGUACAGGAAACCAUUUUACAAGUUAAUUGACUCCAACAAUGUGAAAUUUAACGUCUUGAUGCUACAAGUAUUGCAGGCUUUAAUUUUUUAAACUUCAAACUCUUUCACAGAAAUGAUUACAGCACUGGCUCUCUGAAUGAGCAAUAUAUGUGAUGCAAUGUCCUAAGUUUCUCCCUGAAUCACUGCACAUUCUCCCUGCAUUCCCUCUUGAAUGCUUCAAUUGAAUCAACCUUUCAUAUUAAUUAUGUUGGUCAACUGGUUUCCAUAGAAGCUGUACAUAUGAAAAAAAAGAAAUGAUACAGCAAUUUAAAACUAUUUAUUAAUGAACAGUUAUUUUAUUUCUAUGCCAAAAUUCCACUCAGUAAAAUGAAUAAAACCCCGAAAUAAAGAUUUAAAAAUAGGAUUUUUUUAA
Molecule: messenger RNA, 2253 nt
Organism: Stegostoma tigrinum
Lineage: Eukaryota; Metazoa; Chordata; Chondrichthyes; Orectolobiformes; Stegostomatidae
Product: cathepsin Z-like
Exons: 6
Coding region: 84-989 (301 amino acids)
Cellular component (GO): lysosome
Molecular function (GO): cysteine-type endopeptidase activity
Source: RefSeq, a predicted model, not a curated record